UCUCGGAGAUUUAGCUGGGUUAGGGAAACCCGCGGAAGCGGCCUCUCCGGAGCGAUGGGCACCCCACCGCUGGCCUCUGAUGUCUGUGCUGGUGGCGGGAGUGCUGUUUGGUUCUCGAUGAACUUCUGCACUCUAGGUUCUCCUGUCCUGCUUAUUUCUUUUCUCUUUUGGCUGUCACUGGCCACACCUGGCGCUUGGGCCGCGGGUUACGAGACAUGUCCCCCAGUGAAGCCAGGCAUGCUCAACGUGCACCUGUUGCCUCACACACAUGAUGACGUAGGCUGGCUGAAGACAGUGGACCAGUACUAUUAUGGCAUCCUAAAUGAUGUUCAGCAUGCAUCUGUUCAGUACAUCCUGGACUCGGUAAUCGCCUCUCUACUGGAGAAUCCCACCCGUCGCUUCAUCUACGUGGAGAUGGCUUUCUUUUCUCGUUGGUGGAAGGAGCAGACAAACGCAACACAGGAUGUUGUACGGAGACUGGUGCACCAGGGGCGCCUGGAGUUUGUCAAUGGUGGCUGGGUGAUGAAUGAUGAGGCAGCCACCUACUAUGGUGCCAUUGUGGAUCAGAUGACACUUGGGCUACGCUUCCUGCAAGACACAUUCGGUAGCAGUGGGCGUCCCCGUGUGGCCUGGCAUAUUGACCCUUUUGGCCACUCUCGAGAACAGGCCUCUCUGUUUGCCCAGAUGGGUUUUGAUGGCUUCUUCCUUGGGCGCAUUGACUAUCAAGAUAAAGUUGCUCGGGAGGAGAAACUCAAGAUGGAGGAGGUGUGGAGAGGCAGUGCCAGCUUGAAGCCCCCAACUGCUGACCUCUUUACUGGUGUGCUCCCCAAUAAUUACAAUCCUCCAAGGAACCUGUGCUGGGAUGUGCUAUGUGCAGACCAUCCCUUGGUGGAGGAUCCCAAAAGCCCUGAGUUCAAUGCAAAGACUUUGGUCAGUUACUUCCUGCAGCUGGCCUAUUCCCAGCAACAGUAUUACCGAACCAAACAUACUGUGAUGACCAUGGGUUCAGACUUCCAAUAUGAGAAUGCCAACAUGUGGUUCAAAAACAUGGACAAGCUUAUCCGCCUGGUCAACAAGCAGCAGGCAGAGGGGAGCCAGGUCCAUGUUCUCUACUCCACCCCUUCGUGUUACCUCUGGGAGCUGAACAAGGCCAAUCUCACCUGGUCUGUGAAGGAGGAUGACUUCUUUCCUUAUGCUGACGGCCCGCACAUGUUCUGGACCGGCUAUUUUUCUAGCAGGCCGGCCCUCAAACGCUAUGAACGCCUCAGCUACAACUUCCUGCAGGUGUGCAAACAGCUGGAGGCACUGGCUGGUCCUGCAGCCACCACGGGACCCUAUGGCUCAGGAGACAGUGCUCCCCUUAAUGAGGCAAUGGCGGUCCUCCAGCACCACGAUGCGGUCUCUGGCACUGCAAGGCAGAACGUUGCAAAUGACUAUGCUCGUCAGCUGGCAGCAGGCUGGGGACCCUGUGAGGUUCUGGUGAGCAACGCACUGGCGAUGCUCAGCCAUGAAAAACAGAACUUCUCCUUCUGCCGCGAGCUCAACAUCAGCAUCUGCCCAGUCAGCCAGAAGUCAGAGCACUUCCAGGUAACUAUUUACAACCCCCUGGGCCGGAAGGUGCAGCAGAUGAUCCGGCUGCCGGUCAAUGACGGCAUCUUCUUUGUGAAGGAUCCUAAUGGGAAGACGGUGCCCAGUAACGUGGUAAUGCGUCCCAACUCCUACAGUAAGAGGUACCAGUGGGAUCUGCUGUUCCCAGCCUUCGUGCCUGCCCUGGGCUUCAGUAUGUACUCUGUGGCCAAGGUGACUGCCGCUACCUCCCAAGCCUACAGGCUUAGGGCCAGGUCUAAGAAAUCCAGGUCCCAUGUCUUGUUCAUUGAAAAUGAGUAUAUCCGGGCUACAUUUGACUCUGGCACAGGGCUAUUGAUGAAGAUUGAGAACAUGGAACAGUCCCUCUCGCUCCCUGUGAGCCAAGGCUUCUUUUGGUACAAUGCCAGCACUGGUGACGGGAAGAGUUCUCAGGCCUCUGGUGCCUACAUCUUCAGGCCCAACCAUCUGAAACCAAUGCCUGUAAGCCGUUGGGCUCAGGUCCAUCUGGUGAAGACAGCCUUGGUGCAGGAGGUACACCAGAAUUUUUCAGCCUGGUGUUCUCAAGUGGUUCGCCUGUACCCAGGACAGCGUCACUUGGAGCUGGAGUGGAUGGUGGGACCAAUCCCAGUGAAAGAUGGUUGGGGGAAGGAGGUCAUCAGCCGCUUUGAUACCCCGCUGAAAACACAGGGAGAGUUCUACACUGACAGCAAUGGCAGGGAAAUCCUGAAGAGGAGGCGUAAUCAUCGACCCACUUGGAGAUUAAAUCAGACUGAACCCGUGGCUGGAAAUUACUAUCCUGUCAACACGCGAAUCUACAUCUCGGAUGGGCACACACAGCUGACCGUGGUGACCGACCGCUCCCAGGGGGGCAGCAGUCUGCAGGAUGGCUCACUGGAGCUCAUGGUGCACCGAAGACUGUUGUUGGAUGAUGGACGAGGAGUCCAGGAGCCCCUGAUGGAGUUAGGGACCGGAAGUACAGUGCUAGGGCGCCACCUCGUGCUUUUGAGUUCUGUUAGUGAUGCAGCUGCAAGGCACCGUCUGCUGGCGGAGAAGGAGAUCCUGGCCCCGCAGGUGGUGCUGUCUCAGGGAGGUAGCAGUCCAUAUUACUACUGGGCAGCACCAAGGACACAGUUCUCCGCACUUCGCCAGGACCUCCCUCCCCAAGUGCAUCUGCUUACACUGGCCCGCUGGGGACCAAAGAUGCUGCUGCUGCGCUUAGAGCAUCAGUUCACUGCGACAGAAGAUUCAGGCCGAAAACUGAGCUCCCCUGUAACCUUGAACUUGCAGAACCUGUUCCAGGCCUUCACUAUCACCGAGCUGCAGGAGACCACACUGGCAGCCAACCAGCGCCUGUCAGAGGCUUCCAGGCUGAAGUGGAUGACGGACAGUGGUCUCAUCUCCUAUCCUGCUCCUUCCAAGUUGGACCCUACCUCAGUCACACUGCGGCCGAUGGAAAUACGUACCUUUGUGGCCAGGGUUAAAUGGCAAGAAUCCAGCUAGGCCUUUGUAGUCCAUGGUCACCUGCUUUCCACUCAUGUUGACACACCCACACAUCAAAGGGAAGAAAACAACAUUUAAAAAGCAUCGUUUUAAUUAAAAAGAUUUUUGUUUUGUUUUGUGUA
Mesocricetus auratus (golden hamster) is the source of this 3209-nucleotide messenger RNA. RefSeq names its product mannosidase alpha class 2B member 1 (gene Man2b1). Gene Ontology annotation, molecular function: alpha-mannosidase activity; carbohydrate binding. Gene Ontology annotation, cellular component: lysosome. NCBI's taxonomy places the organism in Eukaryota, Metazoa, Chordata, Mammalia, Rodentia, Cricetidae. Bases 55 to 3087 code for a protein of 1010 amino acids. The record is from RefSeq and is a predicted model, not a curated record. Gene Ontology annotation, biological process: mannose metabolic process. The transcript is spliced from 24 exons.